AUGCGUCAAUCAAUCGUUCUUGCCGGCUUUGUUGCCGUUGUAUCGGCUUCUCCAGCUGCUGAGCUUGUCCGUCGUCAGAACAUUGACUUCGCCGCAGUCAAUGCUGCCCCUGCCCCUCAAUUCGUCGGUCCUCCAGUCACUGCAACCUCCCAAAACAUUGACUACAACACUGCUGCUGUCACAGCUUCUGGCGCUGCGGCGGCAACGGCCAUCGCUUCCAGUGCCGCAAAAGCCGCCGAGAAGAGAUCUGUUGAGGUUGAACUUACCAAGCGUACAUUCUGCUUUUGGCCAUUCUCCUGCGGUAGCGGUGGUAGCAGUGAAGGAAGCACCCCAAAGCCAGUCACUACCACAUCCAAGGUCGACUCAAAGCCAACAUCAACUACAUCCGUACCAGUUGCAAUUGCAACAUACGACCCAGCUCUUGAGUGUGCUGCUCAAGGAGAUGGUUACGGACCAAAGCCAGACCCUGACACCCCAGAAGCUUUCCUUGCUUACCAACCAUUUCACGACGAGGCCCAGGGUGCCAAAGUCCCCUCCGGUUACACUUCCACCUUCACCGACUUAAACGCUGCUGUUAACGCCAAUACCUACCUUGGCCUUACUACACUUCAGUCAUAUGAUGUUGCUGGAUGUGCUUCUCUAUGCGACAACAAGGACCUUUGCACUGCUUUCAACAUCUACUUCGAGCGUGACCCAAGCGUCAACCCAGCUGCUCAGUGCGCCAACCCUCCAUCUAUUACCAACUACAAGUGCACACUUUGGGGAUCUGGUGUCACUAAAGAGGCUGCUGUUAACGAUGGACAAUACCGAACUGACUUCCACGUUGUUAUCACUGGUUCCAACGGAUACUCCAAGGUCGAGACUACCACCCCAGUCACUCCUCCAGGAUGGCAAGAGCCUACAAAGUGUGGUAAUGGACACGUUGGACACAACCACCCAACCACCUGCAUUGGCACCCACUUCUACCCUGGACCAUACAACCCUCUUCUCUGCGCUUCUUACGCUGUUGCCCAGAACGCUAUCAACGUGAAGGCCAACCUCAUCUCCACCGUCCUCUCUUGGUUCGGCUUCAACCCAUACAAGGUCAACUUCUUCAACAGCUACAUGCUCAAGAAGGAUGGCAAGCCUCUUGGAACAUACUGCUCCAUCUACGCCCAAAAGUACUCCUCCGCUCAAGCCAGCUACGACCCAGGCUUCCAAGGUGGUUUCACCUGGAGCAUUGAGAGCUCUUGGUCAUGGAGCAUCAAGGCCUAA
Molecule: messenger RNA, 1254 nt
Organism: Glarea lozoyensis ATCC 20868
Lineage: Eukaryota; Fungi; Ascomycota; Leotiomycetes; Helotiales; Helotiaceae
Exons: 2
Coding region: 1-1254 (417 amino acids)
Source: RefSeq, a predicted model, not a curated record